Notechis scutatus (mainland tiger snake) is the source of this 1185-nucleotide messenger RNA. It is a transcript of the gene NRSN1, whose product is annotated as neurensin 1. The record is from RefSeq and is a predicted model, not a curated record. Lineage: Eukaryota; Metazoa; Chordata; Lepidosauria; Squamata; Elapidae. Gene Ontology annotation, biological process: nervous system development. Gene Ontology annotation, cellular component: neuron projection; neuronal cell body; transport vesicle.
CUGGAGCAGCUCAGAACAGAGAUGGCAACCGAGCGAGAGAUCUGCAGCUAACCCGGCUGCAUUUGCUCGCCCGGUAGGAAAGACGGAGGAAGAAGAGGCGGAUCAGGUGGGAAGGAUGAGUGCGUAUGCUGACAUUUAUGCAUCAAAGCAGGGACAACAGGGUCCCACAGAGGGAGGUUACCAGCGCUAUGGAGUUCGCUCUUAUCUGCAUCAGUUUUAUGAAGACUGCACAGGAUCCAUUUGGGAGUAUGAUGAUGAUUUUCAGAUCCAGAGGUCACCCAACAAGUGGAGCUCUACAUUUUGGAAGGUUGGACUCAUCUCGGGGACAAUGUUUAUGCUGACAGGGAUCAUAGUUCUUGUAGUAGGGUUUCUGGUAACCCCCAAAAUUGAGGCCCUUGGAGUAGAAGAUUUUGUGGUAGUGGAUACCCAUGCUGUCCAAUUUAACCGAGCCCUUGAUGUGUGUAAGUUGGCAGGAGCAAUAUUAUUUUGCAUUGGAGGGACCACAAUGGCAGCCUGUUUACUUAUGUCCGCGUUUGCAAAAAGCUACUCCAAAGAAGAAAAGUACCUGCAACAGAAAUUUAAAGAGAGAAUAGCAGAGAUGAAAAUCCAGACCUACCCGGUCACAAAAGCCCCAGCACCUGGAGAAUCCAAGAUACCUGUUACGUUGUCCAAAGUUCAAAACAUCCAGCCAUUAUCUGAAACCUGAUUCUCUCUGUCCUAAAACACCCUUCUUGUGCAUUUGAAAAGGUAGUCUUGAGUAGCACUUGAACCUGGGUUUGCAGUGCGGCAGUUCUGCACUCAGAAGGAAAAGAAGCAGGUUGGGGGGGGACCCUAUUUUGAUAGAACUAUAGGAGUGACAAGGAAGUGAAGGUUCAGCCAUCAUUGGUUUCAAUAAAGCGUUAUCAUGUAUGUUGUGAAGGGUUUUUUUUUUUAAAUGGUCCACAGGACCAUUUAGGCUCUCCCCUUCCAGAACAUGGUUCCUUCUUCUCCACUUAUCUCUUCCUUGUUACAUAUUUUAUUCCUUAUUUAGAUAAUGAAUAUGUCUGUCUGUUUAGUGUGAACAAUUUAAAUUGUGUCCUGUUCAAAAAGAAUGGUCAGAGUCCCACAAAAACUCUUGAUAGAAUGUGUGUGCAUGUAUCAGAGAGCAGAAAGCAGGCAAUUUCUCUUUCUGUCAGACAUGUUUAU